AUGGCCCUAAAUAAACCUUACCCAGCAUCUGGCUCUAAUUCUCUCGAUCCGUCGCAAACAUUGCAUCGCACGUCACCCGACGCAGUUGAGGCACUCGUUCAAACCUGCGCGCGACAACACCCGACCAAGAACAAAUCCCAUUCGCUUUUCGCCCUUGUCUCAGCCGACGACUCGUACCCAGCUAUUCCAUUACCUAACCGCCCAGGCGCUACCCGAACUGUCAUCCAACAGAAGCGUCAGCCGUGGGGCUUGGCGGGAGGAACAACGCAGGGUUGCACUUCUCGGCGCUCGAUGCCGAUUACCUACCUAGUUGUCGGGGCUGGUACACUGGCCAUGCCGUCUGCGAUGUCUCACAUGGGUGUCUUGCUGGGGACGUUCAUCAUAAUAUGGUCGGGCAUCACAUCUGCCUUUGGCCUCUACCUUCAAGCCCGGUGUGCCAGAUACCUCGACAGAGGGCACUCGUCCUUCUUCGCCCUCUCGCAAAUAACCUAUCCCAACGCCGCAGUGGUAUUUGACGCGGCCAUUGCGAUCAAGUGCUUUGGGGUUGGUGUGUCGUAUCUCAUUAUCAUCGGUGAUUUGAUGCCCGGAGUGGUGUUGGGUUUCAACCCGAACGCGGGCGAUAUGCCGUUCCUGGUCGACCGACAUUUCUGGAUCACGGCGUUCAUGCUGGUCAUUAUUCCGCUAGCAUUCCUACGCAGACUGGAUUCGCUCAAGUACACGAGUCUGAUUGCUCUCGUGUCGAUCGGAUAUCUCAUUGUGCUGGUCGUCUACCACUAUGCAGCUGAGACGCAUCCAGAUCGAGGCCAGGUCCGCAUUAUUACCUGGGCUGGGCCAGUAUCCAUGCUGAGCAGCUUGCCUGUGGUGAUCUUUGCGUACACAUGCCACCAGAACAUGUUCUCCAUUCUGAAUGAGAUCAAGGACAAUUCACCUGCAAGCAUCGUUGGGGUUAUUUCCUCCAGCAUUGGAUCAGCUGCUUCCAUCUAUAUCCUGGUCGCCAUCACUGGCUACCUUACCUUCGGCGAUCAUGUCGUCGGCAAUAUUGUUUCCAUGUACCCCGCGAACAUCGCCUCGACUAUCGGCAAAGCCGCCAUUGUGAUCUUAGUCAUGUUCAGCGUUCCACUCCAGAUUCAUCCCUGCAGAGCUUCAUUGGACGCUGUCCUCAAAUGGCGGCCCAACCGCUCGCAGCAACAUGCCUCGUCGGCGCCUCAUCACGGCCUUCUGCCGACAGCAACCACCACCGACUCUCACGGCUCUCCCACGGCUCCCAUGUCCGACCUGCGCUUCGCCCUGCUGACGACAGUCAUCAUCACCGGCAGCUACAUCACGGCUCUGACCGUCUCGAGUCUCGACCGGGUGCUCGCUUAUGUUGGCAGCACCGGCUCCACCGCCAUCUCCUUCAUCCUGCCGGGCCUCUUCUUCUACAAGAUCAGCGACCCGGAGAGCAUACACCACCAGCGGCUGACCAAGGAGGACGACGACGUCGGCGCCGACUCGGACAACGACACCGAGGACGGCUUCGAGCCCGCCGGGUCGGCCCUGCUCGAGAGCGUCGCCAGCGUGGCCUCGGGCACCAGCGGCGUCGGCGGGUCGUCGGUCCGGCCGCGGUACAGGUGGCGCAGGAAGUGGAGGUGGGACCUCGAGCACAUUGAGCACGGCGUUCUGCGCAAGCUCUCGCUGUGUCUCGCUGUGUACGGCAUGUGCGUCAUGGCCGUCUGCCUCGUCAUGAACACUUUCUUUAUCGUGACCCAUUAA
This is a messenger RNA of Thyridium curvatum, 1752 nucleotides long. RefSeq lists its product as uncharacterized. The record is from RefSeq and is a predicted model, not a curated record. Gene Ontology annotation, molecular function: L-histidine transmembrane transporter activity; L-arginine transmembrane transporter activity; L-lysine transmembrane transporter activity. The coding region runs from base 1 to 1752 and encodes 583 amino acids. Gene Ontology annotation, cellular component: fungal-type vacuole membrane. Gene Ontology annotation, biological process: amino acid transmembrane transport. The transcript is spliced from 5 exons. NCBI's taxonomy places the organism in Eukaryota, Fungi, Ascomycota, Sordariomycetes, Thyridiales, Thyridiaceae.